Molecule: messenger RNA, 1622 nt
Organism: Ciona intestinalis (vase tunicate)
Lineage: Eukaryota; Metazoa; Chordata; Ascidiacea; Phlebobranchia; Cionidae
Source: RefSeq, a predicted model, not a curated record
AGUUUGAACCCAUUUUAUUUUAGAAUGGCUGACGAUUAAAACUAAUUAACUGUUCCGUGUUGUCGGAAUUCGCUUUAUUAUAAAUUAUCCACUGAGACAUUUCUAAGUAUCUAACGGCAACGGCAAUGGACAGCCCGGAAAACGAGCUUGAUAAGAAGUUACUUGCGUUGGUUUGGGGAGAGAAUAUGUCUGAUACUAUAUUCCAGAGGUGGUCACAAGGAUUUGAAUGGAGUCCCGAUGAAAAAUGCGCGUUGGUCCAACAUGCAGGAGGACCAUGCGCUGUUAUUGCUCCAAUGCAAGGAUUUCUUCUCAAAAAUAUUUUGUUUAAAAUUGACGGAAAUGAAAAUCUACCAAGCUUAACCAACCAAGAUAUGUCGAAUAUUUCAGAUGCGCAAAGAACCGACUUUUUCGUGGACGCACUUUGCGAAGUUUUAACCCAAUUUGAAACGGAACGUUGGGUUAUUUGUAAACAGAGUCUUCAUGGAAAAGCAACUAAAAACCAAGAACAAGAGUUGUUGCGUAACGAAGAAUCCUCUUCAAGGACCGAGAUCUUAGAAGACGUGGAGAAUCUUUCACUUUGUUUAUUCCAUCGUAGCAUAAGAUUGACGCACUGUACAAGUAAAGAAAUGCUCAAAUCAAAUAUAAAGGAAAAUAUUUCAGAGUUUUACUCCAGUUUUGGAGUGGUUAAGUUGCUUUAUUCAAUUAUUUUAUCCAAGGGAAUAAAUAAUGUUUUAAACGAGAUGGACAAUCCUGAGAUGUCACUUGUGGAUCCAAUACAUGGCCAUGGAAGUCAGAAUUUAAUCAAUUUGAUGAUUUGCGGACAAGCGGUGUCGAAUGUGUUUGACGGGGAUCGGGACGUGGCUGGUCUAAAACUCCGAGGAAUCACGAACCAAGUCAAGAUCGGUUUCCUCACCUUGCUUGAACAACUUCGUUAUCUAAAAGUUGGAAAUCUACUUAAGCGUCCCGUGUUCCCCAUAUGGUUGGUUGGUAGUGAGACCCAUCUUUCCCUCGUGUAUUCACUCGAUACAACAUUAGUAGCUGAAGACACCGCGCUACAAAAAGCACACAAGGUGUUUGAUAAGUUUGACCCAGAAGACAAUGGGUUUAUCCCAUGUGAUUUACUCAAAGAUAUGAUGGAAGAAUUGGAGUUGGUGUGCGACCCAGAGUAUGUUAAGAUAAUGAUUGGGAAUCUUGACCCCGAGGAGCUUGGCGUCGUCAUCCGGACAAAAUUCUUCCAAGAGUUUUAUAAUAACGAGACAGAAGCAAAACCGCUCAAUUUCAAUCUCUUGCAUUACAAUGGUCUCACGCAAUCGUCAAGUGACGGCAAGGUUCGGUUUCGGCGUGGAACUGCCCGUCAGAUAGACUGGCAAGAAGGAUGCACGAAAAGCCACGACUCGCAGAUAGAGAGUUGUUUACAUACACGUUGGCCGGGACUUUGGAUAAGCUGGGACGAUGGGAAAGCCCCUUCGUUAAACUAAAGUUCCACGUUCCGCAUGUGUUAUUACCCGCUAAUAUGUUGUUGAUGGUCAACAGCGAACGUGCAUGUUUGCUUCCAAUCUUCACUGCAUAUUUAAACAUCUCUUUCGUUCAUUAUCUUUAACAAGUUCAUCUGUUGAAAGUGA